This is a messenger RNA of Mytilinidion resinicola, 1409 nucleotides long. RefSeq names its product 3-hydroxyisobutyrate dehydrogenase. The transcript has 3 exons. Lineage: Eukaryota; Fungi; Ascomycota; Dothideomycetes; Mytilinidiales; Mytilinidiaceae. Bases 308 to 1333 code for a protein of 341 amino acids. Gene Ontology annotation, cellular component: mitochondrion. The record is from RefSeq and is a predicted model, not a curated record. Gene Ontology annotation, molecular function: NADP binding; 3-hydroxyisobutyrate dehydrogenase activity; NAD binding. Gene Ontology annotation, biological process: L-valine catabolic process.
UUUGCGCCAAAACCACCAAACUCGAAGCGGAGUCCCGAAAGCAGAUCGCCCUGCAGCACUGCACGCAAUGGGCUACCGCGCUACAGCGGCAGCGUCAGCAAUGGGCGACAGCCCUCCCUUCGCGGCGGGGAUACACAUAUACAUAGGCCCAGCGGCUCUCGCGGAUCUCUGCUGCGACAUCCUCGGUUCUGGAUGAACUAAGUUGCGGAGACGUUUGUGGGGCAUUCCAGCACCACUGCAGCUCCCACAGCUCCUCUCCCGACUGCGCUCUCUACACCUACAACCCAUUCUCUCAGGGACAAGCGAGAUGCGUGCAGCUUCAGCCAUUGUGUCGCCCUUGCGGCGCCUUGCCCCGACUGCUGUGAGACAUACUCAGCGACGAUGCUUCUCCAACUCGCAGAACAUGCAGGCCGUAUGGGGCUUCAUAGGUCUUGGACGCAUGGGAUAUCCCAUGGCGAAGAACCUGCGAGCGAAGCUACCGGCCACCGACACUCUCAUCGUUCAAGACGUCAACCUUGAUGCCACAAAGCAGUUCCUUGGUGAGCAUUCUGAGGGUGUCAUUGUCGCCGAAAACGUGCGGGAAGUCGCAGAAAAAUCGGAAUGUGUUAUCACCGUUCUGCCAGAGCCACACCACGUAGCAGGCGUAUACAAGUCGAUGUUGCAACCACCAAGCCUACUGAAGGACGGAACCGCCAAGGAACGCCUCUUCAUUGACUGCUCAACCAUCGAUCCAACGACCUCGCGUGAAGUUGCGAACGCAGCAACGCUAUCUGGCCAAGGCAAAUUCAUCGAUUCUCCCAUGUCCGGCGGCGUUGUCGGCGCUCAAGCCGGUACUCUGACUUUCAUGAUUGGUGCAAGUGCGGAUGUAGUGGACCGCGCCACGGAAGUGCUGUCGCUGAUGGGUCGUCGCGUAUUGCAUUUGGGUGAACAGGGUGCUGGUCUUCACGGCAAGCUUGCCAACAACUACCUCCUAGCUCUCAACAACAUCGCCACCGCAGAAGCCAUGAACAUGGGUAUCCAAUGGGGACUCGACCCCAAAGCUCUUGCUGGAAUGAUCAAUAUCAGUACUGGCAAAUGCUGGCCGAGCGAGGUCAACAACCCAGUGCCAGGUGUAAUUGAGGGUUCUCCCGCAUCUCGAGGCUACGAGGGAGGAUUCGGGGUGGCUCUUGCGAACAAGGAUCUCAAGUUGGCCCUGAAGGCUGCGAAGGAGGCGAAUAUCAAAGUCGUUCUGGGCGAUGCUGCCAAGCAGCUUUACGAUGAGACCGAGGCAGACUCCAAUUGCAAAGGCAAGGAUUUCUCUGUCGUAUAUAGAUUCCUGGGAGGCAAAGAAUAGACGCAUCAUCCAUCAAUCAUGAAUUACACUUCUCAAUUUCCGAGUCAUCUAGCAUUUCGGCCCUGUACCAAAGCUC